Messenger RNA from Penicillium salamii, 3357 nucleotides. Lineage: Eukaryota; Fungi; Ascomycota; Eurotiomycetes; Eurotiales; Aspergillaceae. The record is from the annotation of a GenBank genome assembly.
AUGUUGAGGAGAUUCUCUACUCAAUUCAAGCGGUCUAAGGACGCCAAUGGCGACUCCGAGCACAAGCCCACUGACCAGGGCGACAAGUCCGCCGACAAGAGCGCCGACAAGCCCACCGAUAAGGGCAAGCGGUUCUCUAAGAUCUCCCCGGCCCGGAAAUCUGCCGCCAACCAGGAGGAGGGCCACGUCGUGAAGCGCGCCGAAGUUGUCGCGACAUUCGAGAAGUUUGCGCAGGCCAUCCACGCUUCAAAAGAGCCUCUGCCCAACCAGACUGGCGAUGGGACCUACCUGCAGCACGACAAGUCCACAGGUCUGAUCACAGACAUCAAGUCCCUGGGAUUCCGCGAUGCCAACACCGUCAAGGAUCUUGUCAUGAACAAGGCCUCCGGCGAGCUUAUCGACGACAAGACCUACCUGAUGGAGCGCAUUAUCCAGAUGGUUGCUGAUCUGCCCGGUAGCUCCAAGAAGCGUCCCGAGCUCACCAGUGUGUUCUUGGAUGAGCUUUGGAACUCAAUUCCUCACCCUCCUCUUUCUUACAUGGGCAAUGAGUUCGCAUACCGCUCAGCUGAUGGCUCAAACAACAACCCUACGCUCCCCUGGCUGGGAGCUGCUAAUACCGCAUACUGCCGCACCAUUCCCCCCCUGACUAUUCAGCCCAGCGGAUUGCCUGACGCUGGUCUUGUUUUUGAUACCCUCUUUGCUCGUCAGGAGUUCACCCCUCACCCCAACAAGGUGUCCAGUGUUUUCUUCGACUGGGCCUCUUUGAUUAUUCACGACAUCUUCCAAACCGAUUAUCGCCAGCAGCACUUGAACAAGACUUCCGCCUACCUGGAUCUGUCCAUUCUGUAUGGUGAUAACAAGGAGCAACAGGACCAAAUUCGUUCCCACCAGGACGGUAAGCUGAAGCCCGAUUGCUUCUCCGAGGGUCGUCUUCUGGCCCUUCCCGCUGCCUGCGGUGUUCUCCUGGUUAUGCUGAACCGUUUCCACAACCACGUUGUCACUCAAUUGGCUGAGAUCAACGAGAACGGCCGCUUCAACGGCCCUCGUCCCGGUGCCUCCGAGGAAGAGGCCAAGGCCGCCUGGGCGAAGCGCGAUGAGGACCUCUUCCAGACUGGUCGUCUCAUCACCUGUGGUCUGUACAUCAACAUCACUCUGUACGAUUACCUGCGUACCAUUGUCAACCUGAACCGCACCAACUCCACCUGGUGUCUGGACCCCCGCGCUCAGGUUGAGAAGGCCGGUGCCACUCCUUCUGGUCUCGGUAACCAGUGCUCCGUUGAAUUCAACUUGGCCUACCGCUGGCACUCGACCAUCAGUCAGGGUGACGAGAAGUGGAUCGAGCAGAUCUACUACGAUCUCAUGGGCAAGCCUGCUGAGGAGGUCAGCAUGACAGAGUUGUUGAUGGGCAUGAAGAAGGUCGACUCUAUGCUCGAGGCCGACCCUGCCAAGCGCGAAUUCGCUCACCUGAAGCGUAACGAGUCUGGUUACUUCGAUGACAAUGAGCUUGUUAACAUUCUGAGCAAUGCUUCUGAGGAUGUUGCCAGCUCUUUCGGCCCCCGUAAUGUGCCCAAGGCUCUGCGCUCUAUCGAGAUCCUCGGUAUCGAGGCUUCCCGUCGUUGGAACGUUGGCUCCCUCAACGAGUUCCGUAAGCACUUCGGCCUGAAGACUUACGAGACCUUCGAGGAGGUUAACUCCAACCCCGAGAUCGCUGAUACCCUGCGUCAUCUCUAUGAGCACCCCGACUACAUUGAACUUUACCCUGGUAUUGUCUCUGAGGAGGCCAAGAAGCCCAUGGUCCCUGGUGUCGGUAUCGCCCCAACCUACACCAUUUCCCGUGCUGUGCUCUCUGACGCCGUUGCGCUUGUCCGUGGUGACCGUCACUACACUAUUGACUACAACCCUCGUAACCUGACCAACUGGGGUUACAACGAGGCCCGCUACGACCUGAACAUUAACCAAGGAUGUGUCUUCUACAAGCUGGCUAACCGUGCCUUCCCCAACCACUACAAGACCGAUUCCAUCUACGCCCACUACCCCAUGACUAUCCCCAGCGAGAACCGCGUGAUCAUGAAGGAUCUGGGCCGUGAGCAGGAUUACUCCUACGACCGACCCACCUUCAUUGAGCCCCGUGUCAACCUGGCCUCCCACCAGAGUGCCAAGCUUUUGCUGGACAACAAGACGGAUUUCCGUCCCUGCUGGGGCCGUUCCAUGUCCGAGCUCUUCGGCAAGGGUGAAUUCGACACCAAGCAGCGCGAGGCCAUCGGCAAGGCUCUCAACACUGAGGAGUUCCCCAAGCUCGUCAAGUCUUUCUACACCGAUAUCACCCAGCGCCUGCUUACUGAGAAGACUGGUCGUCUGGGCAAGAUCAAUCAGGUUGAUAUUACCCGCGAUGUCGGUAACCUGGCUCAUGUUCACUUCGCCUCUACCAUCUUCGGUCUUCCCUUGAAGACCGAGCAGAACCCCCAGGGUCUGUUCACCGAGCACGAGAUGUACAUGAUCGUGUCCACCAUCUUCAAUGCGCUCUUCUUCGACAUCGACGCACCCCGCUCGUACGCUCUGAACCGCGCUGCCACCGCUGUCUCCACCCAGCUCGGACAGGUCGUCGAGGCCACCGUCAAGGCCGACACCAACAGCGGUCUCUUCGCCGGCAUCAUGGACAACUUCCGUCCCCAUGACAACGCCCUCCGCGAGUUCGGUACCGAAGCCAUCCGCCGCAUGAAGGAGGCUGGCUCCAGCUCCUCCGAUAUCACUUGGUCCGCCAUCGUGCCCACCAUUGUCGGUCUGGUCCCCAACCAGGGUCAGAUCUUCACCCAGAUCAUCGAAUACUACACCAAGCCCGAGAACAAGGCCCACUUGACCGACAUCAGCCGUCUGACCCAAACCGAUGAUGCCAGCUCCGACGAUAAGCUGUACCACUACUGUCUCGAGGCUAUCCGUCUGAAUGGCAACUUCGGUGCCUUCCGCGAGGCCAAGGAGGUCAUCACCGUCGAGGAGGAUGGCAAGACCCACACCAUCCAGCCCGGCCAGCAGGUCUUCGCCUCCUUCGACCAGGCCAACCACGACCCCAGCAUCUUCCCCGAGCCUACCCAGGUUCGUCUCGACCGCCCUGUUGAAUCUUACCUCGACCACGGCCAGGGUCCCACCACUGGCUUCGGUGAGGAGAUCACCAAGAUUGCCCUCGUUGCCAUGCUGCGUGUCGUUGCCCGUCUCCCUGGUCUUCGCCGCGCUGCUGGUGCUCAGGGUCAGCUUAAGAAGAUUCCUCAGGAAGGUGGCUACUACGUCUACCUCCGUGGUGAUGGAACUGCUUACUGCCCCUUCCCUAUGUCCCUCAAGCUUCACUGGGAUGCUGCUCUGUGA